This is a messenger RNA of Phaeoacremonium minimum UCRPA7, 957 nucleotides long. Its product is annotated as putative clavaminate synthase-like protein. The transcript is spliced from 4 exons. The coding region runs from base 1 to 957 and encodes 318 amino acids. The record is from RefSeq and is a predicted model, not a curated record. Gene Ontology annotation, molecular function: dioxygenase activity. Lineage: Eukaryota; Fungi; Ascomycota; Sordariomycetes; Togniniales; Togniniaceae.
AUGGCGCCAUCAGCUAUUGAUCCCGAUCCCGAGCCUGAGGGAGACCGAGCGAAGUCUACCUUUGAAGAGAUUCCGAUAAUAGAUAUGACGGGCAGUUUCAGUGACGACGUCAAUGUCAGGCGUAAGGUUGCGAAAGAAAUCGCCACUGCGUGUGAGCAGGUGGGAUUUUUCUACAUAAAGAAUCAUGGAAUACCUCAGGAGUUGAUGGACGAAACUAUGGGGGCAGCCCGCAAGCAUUUCGACAAGCCUUUUGAGGCGAAAAUGCGCGAGCAUAUUUAUAAAAGCAAGGACAUGAGAGGAUAUGAGCCAGUACACGGAGCUAACGUGGAUCCCAACACAAAAGGAGACCGCAAGGAAUCGUUCCUUCAUAAUUGGGAACCAGAAUGUGAACCAGUCCCACCGACUCUCACCGAGGAGCAACGCGCAUUACUGCACCAGAAUCUUUGGCCUGAUGACGAUCCUGGAUUCAAGCAGGCAUGUUAUAAAUACGACCGACAUAUGGUGGUACUCUUGCGGAAGAUGAUACAAAUGUUCGCUCUUGGUCUUGGGCUUGAUGAACAUUAUUUUGAUGAGAAAGUCACUCAUCCUCUCGCAUCUUGCAAGAUGAUUCACUACCCUCCACAAGAUCCUACGGCCAACGACGAGACGGGCAUCGGUGCACACACAGACUUCGUCUGCUUCACUAUGCUCCUCCAAGAUGACGUCGGGGGCCUGGAAGUGCUGAAUGCAAACGCACACUGGAUUCCUGCAACUCCCAUUCCCGGCACCUUUGUCAUCAAUGUUGGUGACUUCCUGAUGAGGCUCACUAAUAAAAAGUUUCUAUCAACUGUUCAUCGUGUUGCAAACAAAACCGGAAAAGAGCGCUAUUCAAUGCCUUGGUUUUGCUCGUUCAACCUUGAUGCUAUUGUAGAGGUCCGAGUUUCCGUCGAAUUAGGCACUGUGGUCGAAAGAUGUUAA